AUCUGGUUCUGCUGGAUGACUCACUCUGUCAACCCGAGUGAAGGCGCACUCAUUCACUCAUCAUCCGCGCACGCGCUCAUGUAUAUAUGUAUGCAUACAUACAUACAUAUACAUACACAAGCACGCACGCACGCGCACGCACGCCAGCGCUGCCUAUCUGGAGAGCGGCUCCUAAUCGAAGCGCAUCAGGGCCGCUCAUUCUCCACUGGAGGGCGAGUGGUACAAGAGCACCGGGACGCUCCGGCUGGAGGGAGACGGGAUAGAGCAGCAGCUGGAAGACACAGACAGACCCAGAGACAGAGAGAGAGAGGGAGAAAGAGAGAGAGAGCGAGAGAGAGGAAAACCCCGACCAAGGACUCUGCAAAGCAUUAUUUCUUUCCGCCGGCGGAUUAAACCCGUCCCCAUCUCCAUCUCCAAACACCGACACCACGCUGAGACAUGAGCUUCUCCCGCUGAACAUUAUUGAUGCUGAACUGAGUGGUCCAGUGCUAUCUUCCAGUGUUUCCCCUUCCCUCAGUUUUCUGUCCCUCUGUCUGUCACCCGGUCUGUGAGCAGCCAUGACGAAGUCCUACGAGUUCAACUGGCAGAAACACCUGCCUGAGUUCAUGCAGGAAGGUGCCUCCUUCGACAGGUUUGAUGAGGACCCGUACAUCUUCGAGCCCAACUGUCAUGUGAAAGUGGACGAGUACGGCUUUUUCAUCACCUGGAAGAGUGAGGGAAAGGAAGGCCAGGUUCUUGAGUGUUCUCUCAUCAACAGUAUCCGUGUUGGUGCCGUCCCAAAGGACCCGAAGAUCUUGUCGUCGUUCGAGGCUGCUGGAAAGACAGAGGCAGACCUGGAAGGAUGCAUCAUCUGCAUCUGCAGCGGCACAGACCUGGUCAACCUCAACUUCAUGUUCAUGGUGGCAGAGACCCCAGACACAGCUAGGAAAUGGAUCGAGGGUUUGAGGUCGGUGAUUCACAACUUCAAGGCCAACAACGUCUGCCCAAUGACAUGCCUCAAGAAACAUUGGAUGAGAAUGUGCUUCCUGACUAAUGUAAAUGGGAAGAUCCCUGUGAGAGGCAUUACUCGGACGUUUGCGUCAGGGAAGACAGAGAAGGGGAUCUUUCAGGCUCUGAAGGAUCUCGGCCUUCCUAGUGGAAAGAAUGAUGAGAUUGAACAUUCAGAUUUCACCUUUGACAUUUUCUACGCACUCACGCAGAAGAUCUGUCCUCGCACAGACAUAGAGGAGCUCUUCAAGAAAAUCAAUGGGAACAAAACUGAUUAUUUAACUGUAGACCAGUUAGUCAGCUUUCUGAAUGAAAACCAGCGCGACCCAAGGUUAAAUGAGAUUCUGUUUCCGUUCUACGACCCAAAGAGAGCCAUGCAGAUUAUCGAGAAAUACGAGAGAGAUGAAGAACUGAAGAAGAAAGGUCACAUGUCCAGUGAUGGGUUCUGCCGGUACCUAAUGUCAGACGAAAAUGCCCCCGUGUUCCUGGAUCGUCUGGAGCUGUACCAAGACAUGGACCAGCCGCUGGCCCACUAUUUCAUCAGUUCUUCUCACAACACCUACCUGACAGGCCGACAGUUUGGAGGGAAGUCUUCGGUAGAGAUGUACCGCCAAGUCCUGCUGUCUGGAUGCAGAUGCGUGGAGCUGGACUGCUGGGAUGGGAAAGGAGAGGACCAGGAACCCAUCAUUACUCAUGGCAAAGCCAUGUGCACAGACAUCCUGUUCAAGGACGUCAUCCAAGCCAUCAAGGAGACAGCAUUUGUCACAUCAGACUACCCUGUUAUUUUGUCCUUUGAAAAUCACUGCAGUAAACCUCAGCAGUACAAGAUGGCCAAGUACUGUGAGGAGCUCUUUGGUGAAUUCCUCCUCAAACUGCCUCUGGAGAACUACCCGAUUGAAGCUGGCCGUCCAUUACCUUCUCCAAAUGACCUGAAGAGGAAAAUCCUCAUCAAAAACAAACGCUUGAAACCUGAAGUUGAACAGAAGCAGCUUGAGGCCUUUAAGAAACACAUGGAAGCAGGAGAGACCAACACCCCUGCCAUCAUUAUGGGGGAGGAAAAUGAAGAUGAGACAGAGAACGGGGAAAAGGAGGCUGAGGAUAAGGAUUUAAAUUCAGAGGCACCCAGCAGUCUGUCAGAAGCCACUAGUGAGAAAGAAGCCAACAGUGUUUCCCAGAGUAACGCUGUCAGCUCAAGGAAAGAAGAUGAACGUAGCAACAGCAUCAAGAAGGUGCCUGAUGAUGAGGUGACAGAGAUGUCUGAAGCCACUGAAGCAACAGACGCCACAGAUAUUUCUGAAGCAUCUGAUCAAGACAACAACAAGAAGGGAGUAGAGGUGGCAGAAGACCUUGAAGAGGCUCUGAUAGCUCAGUACACCUACGUGGGAGCCACCACUAACAUCCACCCCUAUCUCUCUGCCAUGGUCAAUUAUGCACAGCCUGUCAAGUUCCAAAGUUUUGAUGUGGCAGAGGAGAGGAAUAUCCACCACAACAUGUCAUCUUUCAACGAGUCAGUUGGCCUAGGUUACCUGAAGACUAACGCCAUCGAGUUUGUCAACUACAACAAGCGUCAGAUGAGCCGUAUCUACCCCAAAGGGGGUCGGGUGGACUCCAGUAAUUACAUGCCUCAGAUCUUCUGGAACGCAGGCUGCCAGAUGGUCUCGCUCAACUUCCAGACCCCAGAUCUGGCCAUGCAGUUGAACCAGGGAAAGUUUGAGUACAACGGCUCCUGUGGGUACCUGCUGAAGCCUGAUUUUAUGCGGCGGUCAGACAGGAUGUUUGACCCUUUCUCAGAGACACCGGUGGAUGGCGUCAUCGCUGCUACCUGCAGCGUACAGGUGUUCUCAGGACAGUUUCUCUCUGACAAGAAAAUUGGCACCUAUGUUGAGGUCGACAUGUACGGGCUGCCGACCGACACCAUACGGAAGGAGUUCCGCACGCGUAUGGUGAUGAACAAUGGACUGAACCCUGCAUACAACGAGGAGCCCUUCGUUUUCAGAAAGGUGAUUUUACCGGAUCUGGCAGUGUUGCGUAUUGGAGUCUACGACGACAACAACAAGCUGAUUGGGCAGCGCCUCCUGCCUCUAGACGGCCUACAGGCUGGCUACCGUCAUAUCUCUCUGAGGAACGAAGGCAACAAGCCCCUGUCGUUGCCCACCAUCUUCUGCCAAAUCAUCCUCAAGACCUACGUGCCCGACGGCUUCGGAGCUAUCGUGGAUGCUCUAUCGGACCCAAAGAAGUUCUUGACCAUAGCUGAAAAGAGGGCUGACCAGAUGAAGGCACUGGGCAUUGAUACGAAUGACAUAGCAGAUGUUCCUAGUGGAAGCUCAAAAAACGACAAAAAGGGAAAGGGUAAAGGAGACACGGUGAAAGCCAGUGUGACGCCACAAGCCAGUUCAGACAUGGCCCAGACCUCCAACUCUGCUCAAAAUAACACAACAGAGACUAAGAAGGAUAAUGCACUUGUGCCUAAUGUCAGCAUUGAAGACUUAAAGCAAAUGAAGACCUACCUUAAACUGAUUAAAAAGCAACAGAAGGAGCUCAACACUUUAAAGAAAAAACACUCAAAGGAUCAAAAUGUAAUGCAGAAAGCCCACUGCACCCAGGUGGAUAAGAUGGUGUCUCAGCACGAUAAGGAGAAGACAACUGUGGAGAAACUAUUAGAGAAAGCUAUUAAGAAACGAGGUGAAAACAACUGCCAAGAGCUGAAAAAAGAGACAGAGGAUAAAAUCCAAACACUAAUCGCUGAUCAUAAAGCCAAGGUAAAGGACAUCACAGCGCAGCACACUAAAGAGUGGUCGGAGCUGAUCAGCAGUCACAGCAGCGAGGAGCAGGAGAUGAAGGACAGUCAUGUCACCCAGCAGUGUGAACACCUCAAGAAGCUGCUGACCUCUGUCCAGGAGCAGCAGACCAUGCAGCUCAAACUCAUACAUGAACGGCAGAGCAAAGAGAUGCGUGCUAACCAGGCCAAAAUGUCCAUGGAAAACAGUAAAGCCAUCAGCCAGGACAAGUCUAUCAAAAACAAGGCUGAACGAGAGAGGAGAGUGCGGGAGUUAAACAGCAGCAACACCAAAAAGUUCCUGGAUGAGAGGAAGAGGUUGGCCAUGAAGCAUCAGAAGGAGAUGGAACAGCUGGAGAAAAACCAGAGAGAACAGUUGGAGAAACUGGAGAAGUUCAAUGAGCAGCUUUUGAAAUCACACCAUGCAAACAAACAGGUUCAAGGCCAAGGACAUGCAGCAGAUGGUGAAGCUGGAGGAGGAGAUGGACCGCAGACCUGCCACGGUGGUGUGAGCGACUGAGACGGAGACACUAACACAUACACUCACACUCGUAUACACGGAAACACUCCACCGCAGGACGCCCUGUACGAUCCAGAGAAGAGCCCCUGCCUACAUCACUGUCUGUCUCACUAUUAUUCACUUUAUGUUCACUCAGAAAUGCAAAGUAGCUCUCCUCACUCCUUCCCCCCUCGCGUUCUCUGCACCUUUAUCCCACCCACUAACCUGAUACCACUGAGCCACUGGUGCUUGUCACUGUUUGACAGGGGGAUUAACCACUUAAAGAGACAGGAAAUUACCUCGGAGAUGAAGCAACACGGAGUCAAACGCAUCCCCUCCUCCACUGUACGUAGGUCUAAGCUGUCACUUUCAAAGUUCUCUGCAUUUUAUGGGCAACAAAGGCUGCAGCUAUUGGUGGAUCCAAGCACACAUACACAAACACACGUUCAGAUAAAGAUAUGUUCCCUUUUUGACUUUUUAUUUAAACCGGUACCCAGUUAAUCACUCAGUGUGUAAGAGGGGAGAAGAGUAUCUAUAAGAUUUAGUGUUGUCUCAGCACAAAUGAAUAAACUUUGUGAAAUACACUGUACGCUACACACCAGUCCUGUCCUGAGCACUUUGUAUAUGAUAGGCCGUCAAAAAAAAAAUGUGGAAAAUGUAGCGGUGCACUACUGUAGAUUUUCUGUUUUUCAGUAAGAAUGUAUUUAAAAAAAUAUAUAAAAUCACUGUAUGAAAGAGUGACGAACCCCCCAUCUUUGAUUGUCCCAACAAUGUUUCAGGCAGUCGGAAUACUAUAAAGGGAUCACGAGGAUGUUCUUUGAUUAUUACGGCCAACGUCUCAGUCAAAUUUACUUUUAAUUACGAGGAAAUACCCAAGAGAUGGUGUAUUCGCUGUGUUUCUUCUGAAGACUACACACUUUAAUAGGUUAUUUUAAGUUUCCAUGAUUCAGGUUUCAAACUGCAAAACUAUACACACUCCUGGACUUGAGCUACAAAUUAUGUGGACUAUGCAAAAAAAAAAAAGAUGAGUUUAAGGUGCACAAAAUUCUCAGCUUUGCUGUAAUAAUAACCAAAAAAAACACGUGAAAAUAUUACAGUUCCAUUUUUUUGUACUGGGCCAACCCGAGGCAAUAACAUUUAGUUGGCACCUACAUGAAAAUCUGAUCAACUCGACAUCUACUAGUACGUCAAAGUGGGAUUUAAAUGUUUUUUUGCAUUGAGAGGUUGUGCACUUAAAACUGUUGAGAGCCAAAUCUGUACUAAACGUUUUUUUUUUAAUCGAAAGAAAUUGAACCCAUCUCUUCAGUAAUACACUCAUUAAGGCAUUGUUGAAGUUAAGUGCUCCCUUAAUAGCUUCUUGACUGCACCUUAGCAACCUCAGCUUGUAAUCCUGCCUGUUCAGCUUUGGUCAGGGGAGAUCAGACUGAAUAAUUAGAGCAGAUCUCGAACGAAAGAAUUCUGUGACGUGGCUUCUACACGGUGUACACACCAAGGGUUUCACACAACACUCUUGUAUCUCUCUGAGUUAAAUGCUACAGGCCUACAGAUGGUUUGAGGAAACAUUGUCAGUGCUGGACAAAAUCCACUACAGAGGAUGACAAAAAUUGACCAGAAAGUUGUAAUAAUGAAAUGAAAAGUCAAAAACAUGGGGAUCAAAGCACCUGUAGGUAUUUUGGCCUUUUUAAAUAUUUCCUUUCUGUUUUUGUUUUCUGCUGUAUGACAUGUAAAGGGUAGACGGGAUGUUCUUGUAUAUACUGGAAUGUAUGUAGUUUACUUUUUGACCAGUUGUGUUCUGUCAUCAAGGGCUUGGGGAUAGAGCGGGUCUUGUUGGAUGUCGGGGAAAGACAUUUAUCAACCACUGGGGUUUUUCUUGUUUGUUCAUUGCUUUUCUGUUCUCCAGUCUGCCCUUACUGCACCACACGACACAAUAUAAUGCUCUCACCACAUAUCUAGAGCAGAGAUAAAUGAGUAAAAGUGCUUUUAAAUUUAUUCCAUUGCUUUCAAAUGUGCCACUCAGUGUCUGUUAGGACGUUUAAAUUAUUUUAUGAAUGAUAAAAUGCCAAAUUAAGGGGUUAUUUAUAUGAAGGUAUAUAUAAAUAAAUGAAUAUAUAUUAUAUAUAUUAGAUAACGUGUAGUUUAAGAUUAUUCUGUUAGAGGCUUUUUUGCACUAGUUGAAUGUUUCUGUUGUGUGAUUACAUGUAUUGGCUCUUGGGUUUGUCAGAAAAAGCAGAUUAUUUUUGCAGAGCAACAUCACUGAUUUCAUUUCCUCGGUUUCUACUGUAUCUCCUCUUUGUUUUCUAUUUGAAUUGUAGCUUGUCAACAGACAUUCUGUGCGUGUUUUUGUAUUUAUAUUGUACUGUUGGACUUAUAGCAAUGAAAAUACUGUUGUUAUCCAGCUCCUUUAAUACUGUUUUAUAGUAUGUGUAUCAAUAAAUCCAGGUGUAAAACGGGA
Mugil cephalus (flathead mullet) is the source of this 6714-nucleotide messenger RNA. Its product is annotated as 1-phosphatidylinositol 4,5-bisphosphate phosphodiesterase beta-4-like. Gene Ontology annotation, molecular function: phosphatidylinositol-4,5-bisphosphate phospholipase C activity; calcium ion binding. The record is from RefSeq and is a predicted model, not a curated record. Gene Ontology annotation, biological process: lipid metabolic process; phosphatidylinositol-mediated signaling. NCBI's taxonomy places the organism in Eukaryota, Metazoa, Chordata, Actinopteri, Mugiliformes, Mugilidae. The coding region runs from base 558 to 4283 and encodes 1241 amino acids. The transcript is spliced from 40 exons.